Cyprinodon tularosa is the source of this 4409-nucleotide messenger RNA. It is a transcript of the gene aplp2, whose product is annotated as amyloid beta (A4) precursor-like protein 2. Gene Ontology annotation, cellular component: membrane. The coding region runs from base 253 to 2580 and encodes 775 amino acids. Gene Ontology annotation, molecular function: transition metal ion binding; serine-type endopeptidase inhibitor activity; heparin binding. Gene Ontology annotation, biological process: central nervous system development; axonogenesis. NCBI's taxonomy places the organism in Eukaryota, Metazoa, Chordata, Actinopteri, Cyprinodontiformes, Cyprinodontidae. The record is from RefSeq and is a predicted model, not a curated record. The transcript has 18 exons.
GAUUUGUCCACAUUUCCACAGCAGUCUGACACAGAGGCGCUUCCCAGUCGAGCUCAGUGAACAAAACCAAUCAGGGAAUCUCUUAUUUUAGCCUCUUUGAUUUGGAAAAGAACCCUCUUUAAAUACUCCCACUACCAGUCUUUUUGUUUUUCUUCUUUUUUCCCCUGCUCUCCCUUCCUGCGGACGCCUGGGCGCACAAACAGCUGAGGGGAUAUAAGUAGUUUCCAGCAGAGGAUCAGGAGCGCCUGGAAGAUGGGUUCAGUCCCACUCAUAUCUGCCCUCCUCCUUGGGGUCGUGGUUCCUUCCCUGGCCGGGUACAUAGAGGCUUUGGCUGCCAACGCAGGCACCGGGUUCGCUUUGUCCGAGCCCCAGGUGGCCAUGUUCUGUGGAAAACUCAACAUGCAUGUCAACAUUCAAACUGGUCGCUGGGAGCCUGACCCAUCAGGAACCAAAAGCUGCGUAGGAACCAAAGAGGGCGUGCUGCAGUACUGCCAAGAGAUGUAUCCAGAGCUCAAAAUCACCAACGUAGUGGAAGCCAACAAGCCUGUCCGCAUUGAGAACUGGUGCAAGAAGGAGAAGAAAGUGUGCAAAGGCCACGCCCAUAUUGUUGUGCCUUACAUGUGCUUAGUGGGCGAGUUUGUAAGUGACGUUCUUCUGGUUCCGGAGAAAUGCAAGUUCUUCCACAAGGAGCGUAAGGACAUGUGCGUCAGCCACCAGCAGUGGCACGGCGUGGCCAAAGAGGCCUGUUCCAGGAGCUCCAUGGUGCUUCACAGUUAUGGCAUGCUGCUGCCUUGCGACAUUGACAAGUUCCACGGCACAGAAUACGUCUGCUGCCCUGCCUCUCGCUCCGGGGAGUUGGCCCCCUCUUCCCUGCCCUCCCAAGAGGAGGAUGAUGACGAAGAAGAGCAGAUAGAGAACGAGGACAUCGACCUGAGUGACAGUGUUGCUCUGGAGGAGAGUGAAACACCGGCGGACGAGGAACCCACUCAGAAGGAGGAGCCUGUGGAUGAAGAUGAAGAUGAGGAGCAGCAGGAGGAGGAGGAGGAGGAGGAGGAGGAAAAUGAGGAGGAGUACCACUAUGUGUAUGAAGAUGAGGAGUCGGACAGAGAUGAUGAGGAGCAGAGGAAAGAAAGCAGCAAAUCAUCAGAGAAACUCGAUGAUGACAAGAUUUUAGAAGAAGUAAAAGCCGUGUGCACUCUGGAGGCUGAGACCGGCCCCUGUCGUGCCUCCAUGCCUCGCUGGCACUUCGACGUCAGCCUGAGGAAGUGCGUUCGCUUCAUAUACGGUGGCUGUGCUGGCAACCGCAACAAUUUCGACUCCGAGGAGUACUGCAUUGCUGUGUGCAAACGCCUGACUGUGCCGGCGACUCCUCAGCCCACCGACGAUGUGGACAUCUACUUUGAGACUCCUGCCGACGACAAAGAGCACAGCCGCUUCCAGAAGGCCAAGGAGCAGCUGGAGAUAAGGCACCAUAAUCGCAUGGAGAGGGUAAGGAAGGAGUGGGAAGAGGCUGAGCGGCAGGCUAAGAACCUGCCCAAGGCUGAGAGACAGACGCUGAUCCAGCACUUCCAAGCUAUGGUGGAGUCCCUGGAGGAGGAGGCUGCCAGCGAGAAGCAGCAGCUGGUGGAGACUCACCUCGCCCGAGUGGAGGCUAUGCUGAACGACCGCCGCCGCAUAGCCUUGGAGAACUACCUGGCUGCCCUGCAGGCGGACCCUCCCAGGCCCCACCGUAUCCUGCAGGCCCUUAGAAAGUACGUCCGUGCCGAGAACAAGGACCGCCAACACACCAUCCGCCACUACCAACAUGUCCUGGCUGUGGAUCCGGAGAAAGCAGCUCAGAUGAAGUCUCAGGUGAUGACCCACCUGCGGGUGAUCGAGGAGAGGAUGAACCAGAGUCUAUCUCUCCUCUACAAAGUACCUUACGUGGCCGAGGAGAUUCAGGAUGAAAUUGACGAGCUGCUCCAGGAGCAGAAGGCUGACAUGGACCAGUUCCUGUCCUCCAUCUCUGAAUCACAGCCUGAUGUCACUGUGCCGUCGGAGGAGGGCGUGGUAAUCCCCUACUCUGAGGGCAAACCCUACCGGCCCAUCCAGGUCCAUUCCCUGGGGUCCCGCCCGGAGCCAGAAGGCGACCUAGCAGACUCCCCACGUGCCUUCAAGAAAGGCUCUGCCAUGGCUGGUCUGGAUGGUCUGAUCGGCGCCGAGGAGAGAAUCAUCAACAGCAAGCCGAAGAUGGGAGAAAACGUGGUGAUUGAUGAGUCUCUGGAUGUUAAGGAAGUGGUUUACAGUGCUGAGAGAGUCAGCGUUAUGCAUGGUGAUGAGCUGGAGUCCUACCGCCCCCUGGGAGGGGACUUCAGCUUUAGCAGCACCGCACUGAUUGGCCUGCUGGUGAUCGCUGUGGCCAUAGCAACUGUGAUUGUGAUCAGCCUGGUGCUUCUGAGAAAAAGGCAGUACGGCACCAUCAGCCACGGCAUCGUAGAGGUGGACCCCAUGCUGACGCCAGAGGAGCAACACCUAAACAAGAUGCAGAACCACGGCUAUGAAAACCCCACCUACAAAUACCUGGAGCAGAUGCAGAUCUAACCUGAACCUGGAGGGGGCGCCGUGGAGCCUGGCUGAGGACAGUCUCUGACAGGGGGAACAUACUACUGACCAAUAACAAAUGAUGCUAUUAUUAAAAUCCUUUGCAUACAUCCAAACUCCAUUUACCGGUUUGUUGAGAACAAUCCUUAAGUAACGCUUCUACUACUGCUACUGUUGUACUAUAGAGCUCUUUUUGACCAUGUGUCUGAUGUUUCUGCCAGUUCGCAAAAUAGAAAAAGAUGUAUCUGUAAUUAUCAAGACGGAUCAAGAUGUAUAACAUUUCUUCUGAAAUUUUUAUGAUGUGAAAAACAAAUCAAGUUUCUUUAGUCAUCAAACUGGCACUACAUUUAGUUUGGGUUUUUUUCACCAUGCAGACUGAUGGGUUUCAUUAAAUAAUCGGUGUUUUAAUGUGUUCUUUUUAAUCUCAAUAGAUCGCUUGUAUAUGAAGGUUCUUUGUACCAAUCAAAAUAUAUAGUGAAAAAAAAACAAGAAACAAAUGGGGAGGGGGGAUAAAUUCAUGAUUUAUUUCUUUGCUUUGUUAUAAUAACAAAUAUACAUGAAAUGUUUAGAUAUACAUAAAUAUAUAUAUAUAUAUCAAAUUAGAUGUUUUUAUUCCACUUUUUUUCUCAAAGGAAUACAUUAUGAAUUGGUUUGGGUUUUUUUUUUUUUUUUCCUGUCUUGUUUUUUAUGUGAUGGUUACGAAUGUUUGCAAGGCAGGCGUUAAAGAGGGAGAUGAUCUGCACAGACCCCCAGCUCAACGCAUCUAAAAAAAAAAACAGAAAAACUUUGAGUGAAUGUCUACCCUUUUGCUUCAGAUUUUACUCUGCCAUUAGCUCGUUAAAGUCAACUUUGUAAAAGAAAAAUUGAAAUGCUAAACGGACACAGCAAGGCAAUCAGACUCAAAGUUUGCCUAAACUGCUGAAAUAAUAUAUACACCCCUGCCACACACACACAUACAACAGACAACAGUGAUAAUAAUGAGUGAAAAUCUUCAUUUCCUCAUUCACACAAACACCUUUUGUUAGUUAGGAAAAUGUAACAUUUGUGGAUGUCCAAAUGGUACAUAGUUGAAUGUAAUUUUCCGCACUAUGUAUAUGAGAAAUUCCCUUUUUGAAAUGUAAUUCUUUUUACAUAUUUUGCACAUAUCCAGAUAUACACAUGUUGAAAAAUACGAAGCAAGUUUGUGGAGGAGACGCACCCUUAUUGCAGGAAGCUGUGCUGGUAUUCAGCUGCUUAAUGAAUCCAAACUGGGCAGAGGGUCCAAAGUCUACAUUAACAAGAAAAACAUUCACGAAUGCAAAGGUUUGUGCUACCUGCAAAGGCUGGACCAGCCCAGGAUCAGAAGCCACUUAUAUGCAGCUGGAGCUGGAGGUCUGUGUAGGCAGACUGAGGCGCUCAGAGAGCUGAAUUCUGACACACAGAAAGCCGACGAGUGAUUUUUUACAGGUAGAGAAUGAAACAAAACAAUGAAAUCCUAACCCUCUCUAUCUUAGUAUCGUCUUUGUAUGCCUGUAUAGUUGAUGUUGCAAUCAUGGCUUUUCUUUCUUCAGAGGAUUUCUGUGAUGUGCUUUGUUCUUAUAUGAAAUAAUAUGAAAUCUAUUUUUGAUUUUAUUUUCCAGUUUCUUUUUUCCUCUUUGUGACAGUAUAUCUGUAUGUGACUGUCUCACUAUGCACCCAAACAGCUUCGAUCUUGUAACUGCCUGCUUGAUUGUGGAAGAGGACCGGGAACUCUAUAAUAUGCAUAUUAGUGACUUAAAAAGGAUCAACACCAAUGGAAACAGGUUUAUAGUUACGAGGGGUUACACAUCAAUAAAAUCACAACAAACAAA